Coccidioides immitis RS is the source of this 1677-nucleotide messenger RNA. RefSeq lists its product as uncharacterized. The coding region runs from base 1 to 1368 and encodes 455 amino acids. NCBI's taxonomy places the organism in Eukaryota, Fungi, Ascomycota, Eurotiomycetes, Onygenales, Onygenaceae. The record is from RefSeq and is a predicted model, not a curated record. The transcript has a single exon.
AUGGCGAAAUUCGGAAUCGAAGGUUUGCCGUGUUUGUUUGCUCAACGCGCAACGAGCGAAAUACCUUGCUACUCACCUCUGCCCUUCUGUGGUGCACACAUAUUUAGUCCAGUUAAGUCCGUCCAUUACACUCUGCUAAUGGCACAGUCUCCUUCGGAGCUCUUCGCCACAUCUUGGACUCUUCACCGCCUCUCCCCAUUAUAUCAUACAGCAGAGUCCAAACGCACCCUUCUCGAAGAUGCACAGGCAUUGUCCAUGUACGCGAAUCGCCUCCGUGACAUGCUUACAGGCGAUACCCUUCACGGAAUCCGACUCUCUCUCGACAACAAUUCUUUGCUAGAUGAAGCCCUUGCAAAAGCUGGCUCCUUGAAAUCUUGCAGGUGGGAAACUCUACCCACCUGGCACUACUGGAACGAGGAGCGUUCCUUGCUCGAGGAUCCGGAUCAGGAGACUCUCACCAUCACUGCGGAGCAGUCCGCCGGUAUUCUCGUGACUCUAGAGUAUGAAACCAUCAAGUAUAAGGCUGCUCUGCUCUGUGACCCCGAUGGAUAUCACACGCCCCGUGAUGAUGAUGCCACCCAUCUCCCGCUCUUGGUAACGCGUAUGCCAACUGCGCUUCGCCAGGCGUUCCUUGCCUUCCUUGGAAUCAAUUUUGAUGCACGAUGCUCCGUCCUCAGGCUUCCAUCGGGGUUUUUAUGCUCAUGCUUGGAAACGUAUUUGGCGACGUUACACCAGAGUGUCCGGGGACGCCAUGAUGACCGGGAAGUUAUUGAACGGGUAAUGAAGGAGGUCCAACUAACACUAUCUUUUAAUGCGCCUGUUGCGCCCGCUUUGAAGAGCGUAGAGGUGUCUUUGCCCCGUCAGUCGCUGAGUGAAUUGUACACUCGUGGUCUGGAUAAGUCAGAGGCCUUGCGUACACCAGCGUCCCGCGGCCAAAAACGCAAAUUAGGCUCGAACACAUCAGGCAUUUCAGGCACUGAAUCACCGACUCCAUUCAUAUCGGCGUUAUCAGACUACUUCAGGACCCAUCUCGCCAUGAAUAUUGAUAUCAACACCUCUAUUACCACAACUACCAUUCGCACACCAGAAAAGCAUCACAUCCGACUAACGAAAAUUGCGUCUGGCGCUUUUGUGAUUGGCUUCGAAGGGCGAAUAAAACUUCUUGCGAAUCCCGGUCGGACAAUUCUUCUUGACGACUCACAUAUUGACGAGCCUGAUGCCGAAGACCUCCCGGAGGAUGCUGAGGAAAGAGAGAAGAGAUUUAUCUGGAAAGCCAAUGAGGAGCUGUUACGGGCAUUGGUUGCCAGGGCAGCUGGAAGUCAGAGUCAAGCCGAGAGAGCGAGUAUGACGAACGACAUUAUAACUUGAGCCGAAACGACCGUGGGAAAAAAAAACCUAUUUGUUACAUUCUAGGUGCCUUCCCUUAUAUCUAUGCUCCGUAGUCUACCAACUUCCCCGUCCGGGCGGUGCGAAGCCCAUUUCCAACGACUAUCUCACCAAACGCCGGGUUAAUGAUCUUUUGGGAGUUUGUUGGCACCGAGAACAUGGAUAUCAUGACCACUGGUCAAUAAAUGCUCGAGGAUAUACAAAGUCGCAUAUCCUGCGUCGAUUUGAGCGUUAUGGGCAGUUCAGAGCUCUGCAUCAGCUUCCUCUAGCAAAGUCGGUGCGCCUUUAUCU